This is a messenger RNA of Oncorhynchus masou masou (cherry salmon), 1633 nucleotides long. RefSeq names its product Kruppel like factor 15 (gene klf15). Lineage: Eukaryota; Metazoa; Chordata; Actinopteri; Salmoniformes; Salmonidae. Gene Ontology annotation, biological process: regulation of transcription by RNA polymerase II. The record is from RefSeq and is a predicted model, not a curated record. Gene Ontology annotation, molecular function: RNA polymerase II cis-regulatory region sequence-specific DNA binding; DNA-binding transcription factor activity, RNA polymerase II-specific. The coding region runs from base 273 to 1631 and encodes 452 amino acids. The transcript has 3 exons.
UCAUGUAACGGUGUACUACUACCACAGUAGAUCGUAGCUCCAGCUCUACCGCUCGUCAUUGCGAUGAGAGGCUCCUCUCAAGGGGUUAUCCACAACCCUAUUGACUAUUGACGUCAUCUCGCCACCGGAGAAGUGAUCUCUUACUAAAACUUGGUGAAAGGACAAAAUUUCUCUCGAUACAUAAAGGGAGAAGAGGAGAAACUGAAUAAUACACUUAUAACUAGUAUACACCAGAGGGGCGCUCGCAGAGCUGUGACUGGCACAGGACAGGAAUGGUGGAUCACUUGCCGAUAGGCGAGGAGACCUUCAUGUAUUACGCCAACUCUCCGGCAGACCAUCACGCAUCGGACAUGGUGACAGACACGGGUGUCUACCAGGCGCUGUCCUCCCCGUUCUCAGAGGACGACCUGAGUGACUCGUCCAGCGCCCGCUCCUGCUCCAGCCCUGAGUCCCAGGUGCUGGGUUCCAGCUAUGGCAGCAGCAGCAGCAGUGGAGAGAGCCAGGACGGUCUCCUGGACUUCCUGCUCUCCCAGGCCACACUGAGACGUGGAGUUACUCCCUCUCUAUCCCCCUCAGUACCACCCAUCCUCCCCAUGGGUCUAGCAUGGGAGUCAAAGAGGGACCGCCUGUCUCCGACAACCAAAGAGGAGUGCUUUGAAUUUCCUGAGUUCCCAGCGGACCUGGAUGAUCACAUAGGGCUGCUGUUUCAGCCCACCCUGGAGGAGAUAGAGGAGUUCCUGGAGGAGAAUAUGGAGGUGGUGGCAUUGAAGAAUGAGGCUUGCGAGGGUGGGAUGUUGGAUGUUAACAGUCAGGUGACAGGGUCAGUGCCUGGGCUAGCGCACUCAGACCAAACAGUACCUGUUGCCGGUGCUACUGACCUCACCACAGAGACCAAAUACACACCAACAUCCCCGAUAACAGACUCCAACGUUUGUAGUGGGAUUAAACAGGAAGACAGUGCUGGGACACCAGCAUCAGUAGAGGGGUCCGGUGUGUCGCCUGUCAUCCUGCAGAUUCAACCAAUCCAGAUUAAGCAAGAGCCAAUCCCAGGUGCGAUACAUACACCAGUAUCACAGCAGACCACCCAGCCCACCACAGACAUCAAAAUUGCCCAGCUCCUGGUCAACAUCCAGGGCCAGACUUUUGCCCUGGUGCCCCAGCUGAUGUCCCCAGCUAAUCUCAAUGGCACAUCUUCCAAAUUUGUGCGCAUCGCACCCGUACCCAUAGCCGCCAAGCCCCUGGGUCCCGGGGAGGGUGGGCUUGCAGGUGGCCAGGCUGCAGGGAUCCUGGUGGGAGGACAGAAGUUCCAGAAGAGCUCGGUAGCGGACCUUAUAAAAAUGCAUAAGUGUACUUUCCCUGGAUGUGCCAAGAUGUACACUAAGAGCAGCCACCUGAAGGCCCACCUGAGGAGGCACACGGGGGAGAAGCCCUUUGCCUGCACCUGGCCUGGCUGUGGAUGGAGGUUCUCAAGGUCAGACGAACUCUCCAGACACCGGCGCUCCCAUUCUGGAGUGAAGCCUUACCAGUGUCCUGUCUGCGAGAAGAAGUUUGCCCGCAGCGAUCACCUGUCCAAACACAUCAAAGUCCACCGCUUUCCACGAAGCAACAGGACUGUGCACUCUGCAAACUGACC